AACCAUUACAUAUUUUGAUUGGGUUUGUUUACUUACUAAAAGCUUUUAAGGGACUGUAAAGCAACGUCGAAAAGCUUUUUUUGAACCGUUCCUUUUUCUAAUCCUGGAAAGCAUGUUCUUGAAUGAAAAAAUGUAAUAUUUUAUAUGAAAUACACAUAAGUUUGAAAACAAUUUUAUACAAAAAAAAUAGAUUAGUUUACUAUUAUUAAGAAAUCCAACUUAUAAAUAAGAGUUCGUUGUUCGAAAACAAAUUUUGUUUUUACACUUCGAACAUUUUUAAAUUCUUUAAAUUACCUCAUUAACUUCAUUUCAGAUAAGAAGACUUUUCGAGGGCUUUUUCCAUCUUAAGGCUGCAUAUUAAUCACCCCCACCCAACCCUGCUUAUCGCAAAUUAUCCGGCCCCAUCCAUCGCAGGACCUUAAAUCAUGUCACCGUGCUCACCGCUUAUCUGAAAGUCAUUUAACACAUGUGUGUGUUCCAGCAACUGGCAUGUUAAUUAUAUCCUUUUUGGCAGGCUCAUCUGGGGAUCUUGGGGGCUCCUUUGUGGCCACUUUUGCUUGAAAUUAAAAUGGUAUUAUUCGAGCUUAUCUGCGGGGCCUUAAAGCGGCCGCAAAACUAAGGUCCUAAUGGCCUCGCACACCAGCACACGCUCUUUAACUGUUUUAAACGCCAUUGUUAAAAUAUUGCUCAUACGCACUUCCGCCCGAAAUGGGGUCUCCUCUCUUCGGCAGCACUAAUGAUGCCCAAGAACAUGGAGCAAAGGACCCGGCGAAGGCAGGAGCAUCCACAGUCAUGUCCCCGGUGGAACAAAGUUGGCUCCGCCCACCAGCAGGAGCAGCAGCCGAUGACAGCGGCAGAUAAAAGGGCAGCGGCAAAGUGGGUGGGGGUGGUGCGCAGAGCGCGCCUGCGCAUCAGUCACCGCAGGAACGCAGGGCGAUGGGGUGACAUCCUUGCUGAUUACACCUCCCCCAGCCCACACAGGACGAUACCGCCUAAGGGGAGGAGUGUGUCGCCAUCUUUGAGCGUGGACUGGACGGGAUGAUCUGGCCGCCACAUUAACUUGGAGUGCGCGCUACCAAGUGCAACACGUCGCGGACGACAUAAUAGCGGUACUUUGCGGUUUAGAUUCGUCGGUCACACGUAGUCAAUAACCCGCGAAAAAGGACCAAUUCCGAGAACAUUUCUUGGUCAACACACAGAAAAACAAACAGUGGCACACUAGAGGAGCAAAGAAGCAAACAAACAAAACACACACUCGACAAGGAGUGCGGAAAACUUGGACACAUACGCCCAGCUUGUUGCUGGCUGUGGGCGUGGCAACAAAAAACCGACAAGGACACACAUGUGUCCUGCCAGUGUGUCGCGGAAAUUUUUGUGCGGAAAUUAUAGAAAUUUCGCUUUUUGAUUUCAUUUUCGUUCCGCUUUCGUUGCGGCCCAUCUACCGCCCACCUCCACCUAUUGUGCACCUGUGCGAAAAGGGCAUCGAUAAAUGCCCAAGGAGCCCGCCGCCUUCGUUGCCGUCGGUGUCCAUUUGGCGUCGUCGUCGUCCUUGCACUGACAAAUUCCCUUGCAUAUCCGCUCCAGGACUAGCAACUUUGACUGCAAACAAAACCGUCAUUCGCGUGGCGCGUCGUUGUCGCGUUCACUUGUCGCAUAUCCGUCGCCAUUUUGACAAUAAUUUCAUUUCCGGUCGCCAAUUUAUACGCACUUGAGUGAGUGAGUGAUUAACUGCACGGACCCCCGAACGAUACUCAAGUGUUUACGAUUACAAGUUGGCCCGCCGGAAGUACAAUAGACAGUCAAAGAGGAGUCUUAUUUUUGGAUAAACUUUAUAAGAGAAACAAGCACAAUCCUGAGAGUCAAGUGGAAUCCCUUGUUUAGCCAACAGCCAGCCAUCGAGGCUCCCCAGGCGUGCGCCAUGUACGAGAAUUCGUGUUCGUAUCAGACGGCGCUGGACCUGAAGCGGGUGUCGCCGCCCACUCUCGCCCAGGUGAAGACGGAGGACUGCCUGACCCUGGGACAGUGCUCGCCGGACUGGACCUCGUACCGCUUCCACCAGUCCACCUUCGAGCAGUUGAAGCAGAGCGUCGAAAAGGCCAAGGCGGCGCUGCAAGAUCGCAGCAGUUUCUUCGGGGCCAGCAGUGCCUUCAGUGACAUCUACUCCAGCCAGCGCUUGACAGACACCCUCGACACCCUGCCCGUUCAGUCCGGGAAUGGGGCUGGUAAUUGCCUAGGCCUUCCACACAAUCCCAAUGUCGGAGUCGGAGUGGGCGUGGGCGUGGGCGUGGCCGGGGUGCUUAACUACAAUGCGGUUAGCAGCAGUACGGCCGGAGUGCUAGGCAGUAGCGGGAACAGUGUGCAGCGACACCGGUUGGACACACUGCAGCCACCGCCUGGCUGCUCACCCGCCGGCACCCAGCACGGCGUCAUCACGUCCAGUGCCGGACAGGUCACGUCCGGAACUCUGGAUGCGGUGAGUGCGGCUCCGGCACUGCCAUCGCUAACAGCGUCCAGCUCCUCGCAUGUGGAUCACAAAGUCAGGGCAGAUAAAUCCUCGCUGGACUGCGCCACCACAUCCUCGCACACGGCGGUGCCCUCGUCCUCUUCCUCCACCAGCGACCAUCAGCAGGGCAGGAUCAGCGGCAGUAAGAGCAGCAGCAGCAGUGGAGCAGGGGGAGGGGGAGCGGCACCAGGAGGCGGCUCUGCACUGUAUUCAUCGUACAAAUCGUCGUGGGGCUCCCACAGUUCGACACAAUCGCAAGGUUACAGCUCGAACGCUUUGGGCAUCAAACAUGAUCCGCACUCACAACUACGGCAACCUGAUCCAUAUCAAAUGUUCGGACCCACCAGCAGCAGACUGGCCAGCUCAGGCUCUGGCCAGAUCCAACUGUGGCAGUUCCUGCUCGAGCUGCUCUCGGACUCCAACAACGCCAGCUGCAUCACCUGGGAGGGCACCAACGGCGAGUUCAAGCUCACCGAUCCCGACGAGGUGGCCCGUCGCUGGGGCGAGCGGAAGUCCAAGCCCAACAUGAACUACGACAAGCUCAGUCGCGCAUUGAGGUAUUACUACGACAAAAACAUAAUGACCAAGGUGCACGGCAAGCGGUAUGCGUACAAAUUCGACUUCCAAGGUUUGGCCGCUGCCACGCAGCCGGCGGCCAGCGAUCCCACCUACAAGUACCAGAGCGACUUGUUCAUGACACCAUAUCACCACAGCGCCAAGCUCAGCUCGUUCAUGAGUCCCCACCACGGCAUGACCUCAUCAUCGGCUUCGAUCUUCCCGUCGGCAGCCUCGUGGGGCAACUGGGGCAGUCCGGCCACCAACCUGUACCAGCCGCACUCGAUGAGCCACGUGACCCCCUCCCACGUGGCGCCCCACCUCAGCAGCUAUCCUCACUACGCAUGACCAUCAUCGUCCGGUGGCGCCUUCUAAUAUGAGAGCAACGCCAUCGCCAGUGCCUCGAGCAUUGGCGGCGGCACCGCCUCGACGGGCGUGGGCAUCGGGGGAGUGGGUGGCAAUGGAGGUGGCUCCGGAGUGACCACCGGUGUGGGAUCCACAUCGAGCAGCACCGCCAGCAGUGGAGCGGGAGGAGGAGGCGCCGGGUCCGGUGGAGGAGGAGCUGGCACAGUCAUGAGCGGCUUUGGCAGCAAUGGCAACCUGAACGGAUCGCAUCUGUCCAGCAGCGGCGGCGGGUCGUCUAGUGUGAGCAACAACCUCAAUAUAGCCACGGCUACCUUGACAGCGACUCCGGCUCAUGCCAGCGCCGGAUUCGGAACCAUCGGCGGACUGAGUGUGGCCGGAAUGGGCGUGGGCGUGGGCGUGGGGGGUGGCAACUCGACGCUCAAUUCGCUAGUUGUGGGCAACCGGCUGAUGAACAGCAGCCUGCCCACGCUGCUCAAAUGAUGCCACCUGGAGAAGUUCGGGCUGACGAUGGGCGCGGGUCCCUCGCCGCCGGCUGCCACGCCCGCUGGCGAAAGUAUGCCGACGUAUCACCAUCCCGGCCAUCCCGCCCACUCCGGACUUCCAGGACACGCCGCCAACUACGGGGCCAACGAGCGGGCCCUGUACGAUUAUCUGGACAUGAAGAGCGGCGAACAGGCCACGUUUUUACUGUAAAUGCAAUGGCAACACUUGAAACCAGAACCACCAGAAAAGAUCCAAAAAACAAAACAAAAAAUCGAAACAAAACAAAACGAAACGAAAUGCAGGCAGCAAAAGUAUUUGCAGCGGAUUUUAUUCAUAGUUACUUAGCGAAUGGUACCCUUAAACCCUACCCAAAAAAAAAAGAGAAAAAACAACCCCCAGCUAAAUAUUUUACGUGUGUGCGAGUGAGUGGGUGAAUGAGUCGUUGUUGCUUUAGGGUUAAGGAACUAACUUUCCACUAAUAUACGAUUAAGAACCGGAACCGAUAUAGUUGGCAUUCGAAGCUAAGCAAAACAAAACUCUAAGUGUUUUUAGUGUACCAAGGACUAACUCUUUCCUUGAAUUAAAAGCAAAACUUUUCCAGGCUAAGACUUCGAACAGUUCUAGAAUUCUCCAAUUGUUGUUAGCAUUUUGUGUGUGAAGCAUUUGUAAAUAGCGAAAUAACAAUAUCAUCCUCCAAAUAACGUUCAGCACAACAGUGAAUGUCUAGUUAUAAAAGUUUGCCACAUUUUCACUUCAAUUUACGAUUUGUAAAUAAGUAUUUGCCUAAGUGUAAAAAUGUUUAGCAAGUAGAGUGGUUUAUUUAUGUUUCAAUUUAUUUAUGCAUUACAUUAUUUUUUGGUUCGAAAACUUUCAUUUAUCCUUUUGAGAUGGUUGACUGUGAUAGUUGAUUGUACAGUUAAAACUCUUAUAUAUUUUUUAAAUACCAAAUUACAAACGAAUAAAUAUUGAAAUAAAUUACGAGUACAUAUUAAUCCCAAGUCUAGGCAUACUUUAUAUUUGUGUGUAAAAAACUUUCUAACUCAUAAGUCAAAGUUUAACUAUAAUAACACGGGCAAACAUAUAUAUAUAUGUAUAUAUAUAUAUAUAUAUAUAUAUAUAUAUAAAUUUAAAUGUGUGUAACUAUGUGUAUUUACCAAAUUGAAAUACGACAAAAUCGAACUAAUCGUAAACGAUCUAAGUGUAUACAAUUUUAAAUUCUGAAUGUAAACUCUACGAAGCGAAAACCAAUAUAAAUCGAUCAUCAGCGAUGCCCACACACCGAAACCCUCUAAGAAUUUAGUUAAUUUAAGGCAAGAACUUUCAACAAAAAUAAAACCCAAUUCAAAACAGA
Molecule: messenger RNA, 5258 nt
Organism: Drosophila elegans
Lineage: Eukaryota; Metazoa; Arthropoda; Insecta; Diptera; Drosophilidae
Gene: Ets65A
Product: DNA-binding protein D-ETS-3
Exons: 10
Coding region: 1919-3406 (495 amino acids)
Biological process (GO): regulation of transcription by RNA polymerase II; cell differentiation
Cellular component (GO): nucleus
Molecular function (GO): sequence-specific DNA binding; DNA-binding transcription factor activity, RNA polymerase II-specific
Source: RefSeq, a predicted model, not a curated record